UUUGUAUUUCGCCGUAUCUAUCUUCUCCGUUUUCUUUGUUCUCUUCGUUUCUGUUCUUGCAGGUACGUCUUUCUCUUCUUUCUUCGGUUGUUGUUUUUUAUUUUUUGCUGCAUAUAUGGUUUUUUCCGUUCUGCGUUGGUCAUGGAUGGUCUGCGGAAGCGAGCCUGUGGUGAUGUUGGGCCCUCAUCUGUUGCUAGCGAUUGUAGUCCUCUCACUUCCGCUGUGGUGCUUUGGAGUUGCGGUGAUGGUGAGGCCGACGGUGAUGAUUCACUUUGAAUCGGUCCACCGCCGAAGGUUCCGAUUCACGCAUUUGUUCUUCUUGGAUUCCACCGCCACUAACCUUUCUCGCUUUUCAGUUACCACCAUGCGUCACUUCCUUUUAGUUGAUGCAGGACACAUUUACAGGAAGUGUUUUGGGGAGACAAUAAAACGGAGGACACCAGCUACUCCAACGGUCUUCCAUGGAAGCAUCCCCAAACCUGAUCACACUUCCAGGAAUUAG
Lactuca virosa is the source of this 502-nucleotide messenger RNA. The record is from the annotation of a GenBank genome assembly. Lineage: Eukaryota; Viridiplantae; Streptophyta; Magnoliopsida; Asterales; Asteraceae.